Messenger RNA from Lasiosphaeria miniovina, 724 nucleotides. RefSeq lists its product as uncharacterized. The transcript is spliced from 3 exons. Gene Ontology annotation, molecular function: iron ion binding; heme binding; oxidoreductase activity, acting on paired donors, with incorporation or reduction of molecular oxygen. The coding region runs from base 1 to 438 and encodes 145 amino acids. NCBI's taxonomy places the organism in Eukaryota, Fungi, Ascomycota, Sordariomycetes, Sordariales, Lasiosphaeriaceae. The record is from RefSeq and is a predicted model, not a curated record.
AUGGACCAUCUGCUACCGCUUCUACCUGCUGCAGGCGCACCCGGCGGCGCUGGCCAGCACCUGCUCAACCGGCUCCCGUACACGGUGGCUGCGAUCAAGGAAGCGCUCUGCAUGUUCCCGCCGGCCUUGGUCAUGCGCGGUGGGCUGCCCGGCGUGUCGCUCGUCGACGCCCACGGCAACUGCCACUCGACCGCUGGCACCAACAUCUGGCACGGCCCAUGCAACUGCCUGGGCCAAACGCUCGCGCUGCUCGACGUCAAGAUCACGCUGGUGCUGGCGGCGCGCGAGUUCGAUGUCCGCCACGCGUAUGAUGAGUGGGACGCCCUGCAUCCGGCCGCGGGCGUCGAGCAUGUAAACGGCGAGCGCGCGUAUCAGACCAUGGCCGGCGGCGGGCAUCCAGUGGACGGGUAUCCGUGCCGGGUGAGCGUGAGAGCGUGACGGUGUGCUUGCUUUGGGCAGUAAUGUACUGCGCUUGACCUAAGCCUUGCCACUGGUAGUGACGAGACCCCUACGAUCCGUAGCCUUAGGCUGCGGGUUGUCAGUCAAACAAGGCUCAUAAAAAAGAGACACAGAAGUCAGUCCCUAGAACACUCAGACAAGAGACUUGUGACAGUUGUCUUCCGCACCUACUGCCUCAAGAAGUCGAUUUGAUUUACCCUUCAACAGGACGGUCCCUGGAUAGCGGGCAGGUUCGAGCUGUACCUUCUCCCCCCACCCUCCAUCC